ACCUUUAUAGAGAGAGAGAGAGAGAGAGAGUACAAUAAAGAGAGUGAGCCCCCCAAAAGGAGGGUAUACAAAGAUGCGCUUCGCAUUUUAAAGGAGAAGGAAUCAAGCUUCUCACACUUCUCUAGAGAGAGAGAGAGAGACGGAGGGAGGGAGGGGAGAUGUCGGGAAGGUGGUCGGUGACGUCGCUGCGGUGGCUGGACUUCUCGUUCCCUCUCCGAUCCUCCAUCUUCCGGUGGCCCCAGCUCGUGUCCUCCUACUUCACGGCGGCCCGGCGUGUCGGCGGCGGCGGCGGCGGCCUGGGGUGGGGGUUCCUCCGGUGGCCGGAGCUGGGGCUGGGCUUCUCGAUCCUGGACGACGUCGUGUGGAGCCUCGUGAUGGCGUUCGAGUCCGUGGCCCUCGUCUCCAUGCUCUGCUUCUUCUUCCUCUUCUGCGGAUGCACCAUCUGACCCACCGGCGGGCGACGGGCCCGGCGGCGGCGGUCGGAGGAUGACGAUGCGGUCGGGUCCGGAGGACAUCUGAGGUUUGGUCGGGGAUCGGCAGAUGAGCCGGAGCACGUGGGUCACGUGCGGUCUUUUCCUUCUUUUUGGGAUUAAUUUUUUUACUUUUUCUCCCCUUUUCUCCAUUUUCUCUGUUAAAAGUUUUGGUUGCUUUGUUUCUGCUUUUCGAUAUUUUCCUUUGCACUUGCUUUUUUUUUUUUUUUUUUUUUAAUUCGUGUUCUUCUUCUUGUAAUAUUCUUGGGUUCUCGUGAGAAAAUCUAAAUCUUGCCUUUUAGUAUAA
This is a messenger RNA of Eucalyptus grandis, 777 nucleotides long. RefSeq lists its product as uncharacterized. The record is from RefSeq and is a predicted model, not a curated record. The coding region runs from base 159 to 446 and encodes 95 amino acids. Lineage: Eukaryota; Viridiplantae; Streptophyta; Magnoliopsida; Myrtales; Myrtaceae. The transcript has a single exon.